Molecule: messenger RNA, 1006 nt
Organism: Daucus carota subsp. sativus
Lineage: Eukaryota; Viridiplantae; Streptophyta; Magnoliopsida; Apiales; Apiaceae
Product: NDR1/HIN1-like protein 26
Exons: 2
Coding region: 131-766 (211 amino acids)
Biological process (GO): defense response to other organism
Cellular component (GO): plasma membrane; plasmodesma
Source: RefSeq, a predicted model, not a curated record
AAAAAGCAACAAGCAAAAUAAUUGUUGCUUUCUAUUUCACAGGGCUCCUUUUAUUAUAUAACCCCAUCACCUCAAUUCCUUAGCCUUGUAGACAAUCUUUCUCUCUCUGGCUUACUCUCUCCCAGUGUCCAUGUCUCUAAUCCAUGUAAAAUCUCCAGAACAUUGUGCCAAAAAAGGUUUAAGCAUUGACAAGCGCUACAAGAAACUAUUCUACGCGUUCUUUACGUUUCUGUUUUCAAUUUUAUCAAUCGGAUUCAUUAUAUAUUUUCUUUUACAUCCCUCCAAGCCAGAAUUUUCCCUCAAAGAAGCUGAUAUCUACCAACUUAACCUCUUCACAAACCCGCAACUUGUCAACUCCUCUAUUCAGCUUACCCUACUCUCUAAGAAUCCUAACCAGAAAGUUGGCAUUUACUAUGACGAACUACUAGUUCAUGCAUCUUACAAGGGCCAACAGAUCACUGUUUCUACUUCACUUCCUCCAUUCUACCAAAACCAUGAAGGUAGUAACCUCCUCACAGCUUCUUUGACAGGAAAUGGAGUGCCUGUGGCUUCCUCUUUUCGCUAUGAAGUAAUACGUGAUACAACUGUCGGAAAGAUGGUCAUGAAUCUUAAAGUUAAUGGCAGACUGAGGUGGAAGGUGGGUACUUGGGUUUCAAGAAAGUACAGAUUUAAUGUAAAUUGUGCUGCUAUUAUGCCUUUUGGACCUUCCAUACCAUCCGGUCCUCUCAGCUCCAAGCAAGGGACUCAGUGUACCACUACAGUUUGAUGAUUAGUAAUCUUUUGGCAAGCUUUUAUUCAUGGCAAAUGAAGAAAUUGACUGAAAGUUGCAACAUGAUGAUAAUGGAGAAAAGCUUGAUUGUGUUGGUUUACCUUAUCAUCUCCUUUUCUUUUCUUACUUUCUUCAUUUUUGCUUUACAGGUGAUCUACUACUAAGUAGAUUUGUGUAUCAGGAUAUUCUAAUGGACUAUUGAAAUAUCGUAGGAAACUAUUUGAGCUUUGAUUUCUU